This is a messenger RNA of Colletotrichum orchidophilum, 1071 nucleotides long. RefSeq names its product RNase H domain-containing protein. Gene Ontology annotation, biological process: DNA replication, removal of RNA primer. Gene Ontology annotation, molecular function: nucleic acid binding; RNA-DNA hybrid ribonuclease activity. Lineage: Eukaryota; Fungi; Ascomycota; Sordariomycetes; Glomerellales; Glomerellaceae. The transcript has a single exon. The coding region runs from base 1 to 1071 and encodes 356 amino acids. The record is from RefSeq and is a predicted model, not a curated record.
AUGACCUGGCCGGACAUUGAUCGCGUGGAUCUGCCCAACGGGCGAACCAUUACCGUUUGUGCACCUCAUCAUAUGGUCACCUGCGGAAGGUGCUGUCUCGACUUUAGCCACGAAUUUGAUGAGGAGAAGGACGACGACGAACUCUUUGGCUUCGAUUACAACUCUCCCGUGCCUAGGGACGUCAGCUUCGCCCAGGUUGCGAACAGCCGAUAUGGCCGUCUUAAGAGAGCUAUUCCGAGCGGACCCCGGGGAUCAGCGCGCUUCCGGCCCACAUGGACCGAAGACGAGGACAGCGAUGGUCCGCUGCCCCUCGUCGAUGAUCUGCCCUCCACCGGUCGUAUGGGAGAAGAUCAGCAGAUCUUUUUCGGGACGCCUGCAUUCGACCGCAUUCCCAAGAGAACCCAAUUCUCGGGCACUCUAUUUCCCACCAAUUUCGGCCAGCAGAAGGAGGCGCCCCUCGAACCCUCGAACCUCUUCCCUCCUUGCCUCUCAAUGAAGGCCGUGCCGCCCGUCCUCCGCUUCAUCAACCGAUACGACACCUCGGAAGCCCUCAUCUACACCGACGGGGCCUGCUUCGACAACGGCGACGCCGCAGCCCGCGGCGGCUCCGCCUUCAUCUUCAAGCCGGUUUCCCCAAACGACGAGAGCGGGCGCGUGGCCUUCAAGCUCGAGGACAAGGGGCCGGACGGCCAGACAUACCGUCACACCAGCAACCGCGCCGAGCUGCGCGCCGCUCUCGCCGCGCUUCGCUAUAGGGCCUGGUACGGCGAGGGCUUCAAGAGUAUCGUCAUCGCUACCGACUCAACCUACGUCGUGAACGGCGCUACAGACUGGGCGCACGCGUGGAUCAAGAAGGGCUGGCGAACGAGCUCCGGCGAGCGCGUCAAGAACAGAGACUUGUGGGAGGCUCUUUUGCUCAGAGCUGAGGUGCUCCACGAUCACGGCGUCAACGUUCGCUUCUGGUGGAUCCCGCGCAAAUUCAACCACGAGGCCGACAAGGCCGCCAAGAGCGCGGCUUCCAGCCUCGAGCCGAUGGCAGAGUUUGGCGACUUGAUAGGGAUUCUUGAUUGA